This is a messenger RNA of Manihot esculenta (cassava), 1289 nucleotides long. RefSeq names its product probable mannitol dehydrogenase. Gene Ontology annotation, biological process: lignin biosynthetic process. Gene Ontology annotation, molecular function: cinnamyl-alcohol dehydrogenase activity; zinc ion binding. Lineage: Eukaryota; Viridiplantae; Streptophyta; Magnoliopsida; Malpighiales; Euphorbiaceae. The transcript is spliced from 5 exons. Bases 76 to 1164 code for a protein of 362 amino acids. The record is from RefSeq and is a predicted model, not a curated record.
AGCGUAUAUAAAUACGCGUAGGCCUGCAAGAAGGAGACUUCUACAAAGGAAAGCUUAAAUCUGCAUUUGUGGGAAAUGGGGUCUUCAGAGAAACAACACCCACAGUCUCAGGAGUGCUUUGGAUGGGCAGCUAGAGACUCUUCUGGAGUUCUUUCUCCAUUCAAAUUCUCAAGAAGGGCGAUCGCAGAAAAAGAUGUGAAGAUUAAGAUUCUGUACUGCGGCAUCUGCCAUAGCGAUCUGCACUGUGUCAAGAAUGAUUGGGGAGGGUCUAUCUACCCUUUCUUGCCUGGUCAUGAGAUUGUGGGCAUAGCAACAGAGGUGGGAUCCAAAGUCGAGAAAUUCAAAGCAGGAGACAAAGUGGGGGUGGGGUGCUUGGUUGGAUCUUGUGGCUCUUGCAAUGACUGCACUAAUAAUCUUGAGAAUUAUUGCCCAAAAAUCAUACCAACUUACAAUGGUGUUGACCGAGAUGGAACCAUUACUUACGGAGGAUAUUCCGACUUCAUUAUCGUCGACCAACACUUCGUCUUCCGGUACCCGGAAAACUUCCCUCUUGAUGCUGGGGCACCACUUUUCUGUGCUGGUAUUACAGUUUAUAGCCCUUUAAAGUACUACGCUCUUGAUCAACCUGGCAUGAAGUUGGGCGUGGUUGGACUUGGUGGCCUCGGCCAUAUUGCUGUCAAAUUUGCCAAAGCUAUGGGGCUUGAAGUGACUGUGAUUAGUACAUCACCAAAUAAAAAGGAGGAAGCCAUUGAACAUCUCGGUGCUGAUGCAUUCUUGCUUAGCAAUGAUGAGAAUGCAAUGAAGGCUGCUACGGGCACAUUGGAUGGUAUUAUUGACACAGUCUCAGCAUUUCAUGCUCUGUUGCCUUUAAUUGGUUUAUUAAAUUCCCAUGGGAAACUUGUUUUGUUGGGCUUACCUAACAAGCCUCUGGAGCUACCAGUUUUCCCUUUGCUCAUGGGGAGAAAGAUGGUGGCUGGUAGUAUUAUAGGAGGAAUAAAGGAGACUCAAGAGAUGAUUGAUUUUGCUGCGAAGCACAACAUAACUGCAGAUGUAGAGGUUGUCCCGAUUGACUAUGUGAACAAAGCAAUGGAGAGACUUGCCCGUGCCGAUGUUAAAUAUCGGUUUGUGAUUGAUAUUGCAAACACAUUGGCUGCUGGGGUUUGAUCUUCAUAAGAAGAUUUGAUGUUCUCUCUAAUUUAAUGGAUGUGUAGGAUUCAUGGAUUAAAGCCUACUAUAAUAAAAUCGUUAUACAUAUAAUAAUUAUUGAAUAAAAUAUUUAUUUUACUCUA